CCGCUGUCGAGCUUGGUGACUCGGUGCCCGCUGUCGUGCCAGGUGACUCGGUGCCCGCUGUUGUGCCAGGUGACUCGGUGCCCGCUGUCGUGCCAGGUGACUCGGUGCCCACUGUCGAGCUUGGUGACUCAGUGCCCGCUGUUGUGCCAGAUGACUCGGUGCCCGCUGUCGUGCCAAACGACUUGGUGCCCGCUGUCAAGCUUGGUGACUCGGUGCUCGCUGUUCUGCCAGAUGACUCAGUGCCCGCUGUCCUGCCAGGUGACUCGGUGCCCGCUGUCCUGCCAGGUGACCCAGUGCCCUCUGUUCCGCCAGAUGACUCGGUGCCCGCUGCUCCGCCCGAUGGCCGGUGCCCGCUGCUCCGCCCGAUGGCUGAUACCCGCUGCUCCGCCUGAU
Staurois parvus is the source of this 393-nucleotide messenger RNA. Lineage: Eukaryota; Metazoa; Chordata; Amphibia; Anura; Ranidae. The record is from the annotation of a GenBank genome assembly.